AUGAGCCGCCAAAAGACCUUAGACGAGGCCCUGGACGAAGAUACGAACCCCCCGGCGGACCCGGGCCAAACCGACCCCUUACCAGCACCCCUUUUUCGACCCGAGUGCUGGCCAAGCAUAGCACACCUACCUGCUUUCCUUAUUAUGCUAACAAAAGAGGCAAUUAGGUUUUAUUACAACUACGUAAUCAAAGCUAAGCUAUCUACUUUCAAAGCAAACGCUAUUGCGAAUCCAAAGACCUCGCUUAGCAAGUGCUUCGAAAAACUCGCUAAAGAGCUCAAAGGCAUUCAAGGCUCAUUACGAUCAAGCCUUAAAGACGAUAAGAGCCUUGCCGACAAGCUAUAUUCAGCUUGUAAAAACGUGCCAAAGACGACUAUAGCUCGGAUAAACCCCGCCUCUACCUUUACCGCCGCAAUUGCUGAUAUUCGCCGAGCAAUUGCGUUUGCAACUGAAAGCUUACGACCUCCCGCCAAAGCAAGCAGAGCUUACGCGAGCUCUAGCGAGCCAUUUGCUCAGCACCCCUCUCAGCACUCCUCUCAGCACUCCUCUUAG
Drepanopeziza brunnea f. sp. 'multigermtubi' MB_m1 is the source of this 552-nucleotide messenger RNA. The record is from RefSeq and is a predicted model, not a curated record. NCBI's taxonomy places the organism in Eukaryota, Fungi, Ascomycota, Leotiomycetes, Helotiales, Drepanopezizaceae.